AUGGAGUCUCCCACGUCGGACGCAUCGAGGGGGCUGUCCCACCAUCUCCAUCAAGUUCUUACCGAGCUGCAUCGGCGGCCCUAUCCUCAUAUCCCAAAUCCACCCUCUUGCAAGAAACGUGCGUCCGUCGCUUUGAUUGUCCGGGUUCGGCCGACUUAUCACCAUUGGCCAAGCUCGACCCCUGCGAAUGAUCCUUCUCGGUCUGUCCCACAACAGCUGGAUGAUUUCUUUUCGCAGCCAUGGGUUAAGCAGGGUGAUCCGGAGGUUCUGUUUAUCAAGCGCGCUUCGCGAGUGGGCGAUCGAUGGACGGGUCAUGUUGCGCUUCCGGGUGGAAAGCGAGACCCCGAGGAUCUAGAUGACCGCGCAGCGGCAGUUCGCGAAGCGGCAGAGGAAAUUGGAUGGGAUCUGACAACGGAGGACUGCAUCAGUGUGGGCAAUCUACCCGAGCGAGUUGUCACGACGAGCUGGGGUUCUGUUCCACUCAUGGUACUCUGUCCAUUCGUAUUUCUCACCACCCGCAGCGACUCUCCUACACUUCGAUUACAACCCUCCGAAGUGGCAUCGACGCAUUGGAUACCUCUGCGAGCACUGCUGUCCCCAUCGCAACGCACGGUGGAGUAUGUGGACAUGUCACAACGGUUCGCAAGUCAAGGCGGGUUUUUGACUCGCUUGGCUGUCCGGUCCUUGAUUGGGUGGAUGCAGUUCUCUGCCAUCCAGCUCCUCCCAUCCGAAACCCAGCAAUGCACCUCGGUCCCAGGGUUCGUCCCGGAGAAGAGCUCCCAGACCACCACGCUCCAACGUUUUAAAGCAUGGUGUUUGAGCAAUCAAGCAGAUUCAGGAGACACAAGUCGUCCUCUGCUUCUCUGGGGCCUGACCCUCGGCGUGUUGGCCGACUUCUUGGACAUGCUUCCCCCUCACACCACUGUGGCGCUGUGGCAAUACCCGACCUUCACGGCUCCUGACCUGCGCUUGAUUGUGAGCGUGGUAACCUACCACCUGCGGAAGCGUAAUUUGCUCAAGGUAAGGACGGGCGCUCGCCCUAAUGCUACUGCAAUGGAUAGCGAAACAGCCGUGCUGCCGGCCACACAGGAACCCGACUCCAUCCAGGCUCACAAUGAAGUUGGCAUUGGCGGCCUAGGUGUUGGACGCUAUUAUGGCCCGACUGAUCAGGCCCCUGAUGGAAUUUCGUACGCGGUCGGCAUUAUGCUUCAAGGAUAUUAUGAGAAGCUACGGAUGGCUAUGUACGUGUUUGUGGCCUGGCGUAUGGCUGUUGGAUCGGCGGCUGCCAUAGCCGCAUGGCGAUACCUGCACCGACUUCGGUAA
Messenger RNA from Penicillium alfredii, 1323 nucleotides. RefSeq lists its product as uncharacterized. Lineage: Eukaryota; Fungi; Ascomycota; Eurotiomycetes; Eurotiales; Aspergillaceae. The coding region runs from base 1 to 1323 and encodes 440 amino acids. The transcript is spliced from 2 exons. Gene Ontology annotation, molecular function: coenzyme A diphosphatase activity. The record is from RefSeq and is a predicted model, not a curated record.